Molecule: messenger RNA, 1166 nt
Organism: Impatiens glandulifera
Lineage: Eukaryota; Viridiplantae; Streptophyta; Magnoliopsida; Ericales; Balsaminaceae
Product: riboflavin synthase
Exons: 2
Coding region: 70-927 (285 amino acids)
Biological process (GO): riboflavin biosynthetic process
Molecular function (GO): riboflavin synthase activity
Source: RefSeq, a predicted model, not a curated record
UCCACCCUAUACCUCACAUGUGUCUGUCUGAAAAUAACUCAAGAAAUUAUCGAAGGAAAGAGACCAAAAAUGGCAGCCAUCGCUCUCCCAAGGAUUUUCAACGCAUCAUACUCACUAACCAGAUCAGUUAAACCAUCGGAUUCUCCCUCUUCCACCCUUCCGAAAACAUCUCCGUUUCCAUUUCAAAUUAACUCUUCCAGAUUUCAUCUCAAACUCAUCCCAAAUCUCAAAUCUCGCCCGCUCUCUCAUCUCUUCAACGUUCCUCGUUCCACUAAUCCAGAAACCCAACACAAUCUUAACCAAAUCAAAUCAAUUUUCACUGGCAUCGUCGAGGAAAUGGGCGAAGUUCGGCAUCUAGGUAUAACCAACGACGGCGGCGGUUACACUAUGAGAAUCGCUGGUAAAGUCGUCUUAGAAGGAGUCAACCUCGGUGACAGCAUCGCCGUCAACGGAACUUGUCUCACUGUGACGGAAUUCGAUGAAUCUGAAUUCACAGUUGGAUUAGCUCCGGAAACUCUCAGAAAAACUUCCCUCAUUGAGCUCAAAUCUGGAUCUUUGGUAAACCUAGAAAGGGCUAUGACACCUACGACUAGAAUGGGUGGACAUUUUGUUCAGGGUCAUGUUGAUGGAACAGGAGAAAUUGUGUCUACAGUGACUGAAGGAGAUUCUUUGUGGGUUAAGGUGAAAACGAAGCCUGAAAUUUUAAGGUACAUUGUUGGAAAAGGGUUUAUAGCUGUAGAUGGGACAAGUUUGACUGUAGUUGAGGUUUUUGAGGAAGAAUCUUGUUUCAAUUUUAUGUUGGUGGCUUAUACACAACAGAAGAUUGUGAUUCCUUUGAAAAAAGUAGGGCAGAAAGUGAAUCUAGAGGUGGAUAUUUUGGGCAAAUAUGUUGAGAGGCUUCUUGGUGUUGGAACCAAAUCUUCAUAAACCCUAAUAAGGUACCCGACAUGAAAAACAACUGUAAGAAUAAAUCCACAAGAUCUUUGAACUGUGAAUUUCAUAUUUUUGGGAAAGGUCGUUUUCCUAGUGACAUAUAGAGGUAGGAAUUUAUGGAACCGGAUCAUUUGUAACAGUUCUUUGUUGUUUGUUAAGUGGGUAGAACUACACUUCUAGGUUAUCCGUGGAUGUUUACACAAUACUUUAUAAUCCAUUAUUUUUUUCAAUCA